This is a messenger RNA of Anguilla anguilla (European eel), 3456 nucleotides long. Its product is annotated as thyrotropin receptor-like. Bases 163 to 2397 code for a protein of 744 amino acids. Gene Ontology annotation, cellular component: membrane. NCBI's taxonomy places the organism in Eukaryota, Metazoa, Chordata, Actinopteri, Anguilliformes, Anguillidae. Gene Ontology annotation, biological process: G protein-coupled receptor signaling pathway. The record is from RefSeq and is a predicted model, not a curated record. Gene Ontology annotation, molecular function: thyroid-stimulating hormone receptor activity. The transcript has 10 exons.
UGCAAGGAGUGUCAGGAAAGCACCACAGAAGAAAGGGUUUUUCUAAGUUAUCCAGCAUAGCAUAGUAAAUACCUGGCUUUGUUUCUUGUGAUACAGGCUCAUAAACACUGCCAAUUUUUCCAUCUCCAAAAAGCUGAUGUUGCUUUCACAUAUGCUAACAAAAUGAGGAAAAGGCAGUAUUUUAUGUCUGUACUCUUCACUCUCUUCAUGUCACCAGCCAAUAUAUUGGGGGAUUCAGACUCAUGUCCUGCUGUUUGUGAGUGCUCUGAGUGGAAGACCUACACAAUUUCAUGCUUUUAUAUUGAUGCAAUGCCUACAUUUCCUGCAAGCACAGAAAUGCUAUGGCUACUGGAGACACGUCUGGCUACAGUUCCACAUGAUGCCUUUAUGAACAUGGUCAACAUUUCAGAGAUAUACAUAUAUGGGGAUGUGAUAUUGAAAAGGCUGGAGAAGCACUCAUUUUACAACUUAAUGAAAGUCACCCACAUAGAAGUACGGAAUACCAGGAGUUUGGCUUACAUUGACUCAGAGGCAUUUAAGGAUCUACCAAAUCUGAAGUACUUGGGGAUUUUCAAUACCGGACUUUCAGUAUUCCCUGACCUGACCAAGAUCAACUCUGAUGAUAUGAACUUCAUACUUGAAAUUGCUGAUCACCCCUACAUCACAACAAUACCAGCCAACUCCUUCCAUGGCCUUACCAACAAUGUCCUGACUGUGAUGUUGUACAGCAAUGGUUUUACUGAAAUCAAGCCGUAUGCCUUCAAUGGGACGAAACUGAAAGCUGUCUACCUCCACAGAAAUGAGCUCUUGAACAGAAUUGAUGAGAUGGGGUUUGCCGGCGUAAUGAAUGGACCAUUGCUUCUCGAUGUUUCCCAUUCACACGUGACCUCUUUACCAACAAUUGGUCUGGAGUCCCUCCAGGAACUCAUGGCAAGAAACACAUGGACCCUGAAGAAACUACCGCCAGUAAUGACCUUUCAACAUCUAUUGAAAGUAGAUGUCACCUACCCAAGUCAUUGCUGUGGAUUUAAGGACUUAAAGAAAAAGAAAGGAUAUUUUGAAUAUGCCAUUUGCAACCUAACCAGCUCCAACCAAUAUCAGAAGGACUCAGUGAGUGAUUAUAAAGUUAUCUCCCAAAACUACAGAGAGAGCGAUGCUGAAAAUAUGAAGAAUGUAUUCAAGGAGGACUAUGAUUUCCAUGGCGACCUGCAUUACCAAAGUUGGGUAAAAAACCUGGGUUUUGGGGAUACCCUGCAGGCCAUGCAAGAAGACCCCAGCCAGUACUUUGACAGCAUCUAUGACUACACAAUGUGUGAGGAGACCAAAUAUGUUACCUGCUCUCCUGUCCCAGACGCAUUCAACCCCUGUGAGGACAUCACAGGCUACAGCUUCCUGCGUGUAUCUGUUUGGUUCAUAAGCCUAGUGACCAUCCUGGGGAACCUGUUCGUCUUGCUCAUCCUGUUCACCAGCCACUAUAAGUUAUCUGUCUCACGCUUCUUAAUGUGUAAUUUGGCCUUUGCAGACCUGUGCAUGGGGAUAUAUCUCAUUAUUAUCGCUUCAGUUGACCUCUAUACAAGGUCUGAGUACUAUAACUAUGCCAUAGACUGGCAGAUGAGCCCAGGUUGCAGCUUAGCUGGCUUCUUGACAGUCUUUGCUAGUGAGUUGUCUGUGUACACACUGACUGUCAUAACAGUGGAGCGCUGGUAUACCAUCACUUUUGCAAUGCGUUUGGACUGCAGGCUACGACUCCUCCAUGUUUCCUUUGUUAUGUUGGGAGGCUGGAUCUUUUGCUUCCUGCUGGCCCUGCUACCCUUGGUGGGCAUCAGCAGCUACCAGAAGGUCAGCAUCUGCCUGCCCAUGGACACCAACUCUACAUUAGCCAAGGUCUACAUUGUUUCCAUCCUGUCCCUCAACAUUUUUGCGUUCAUGGUCAUUUGCACAUGCUACAUCAGGAUCUACUGCAUGGUGCAGAACCCUCACUGCAGCUACAGAAGCGAUGAUACCGUUAUUGCCAAACGUAUGGCCAUCCUUAUCUUCACAGAUUUCCUCUGCAUGGCACCCAUCUCCUUCUUUGUAUUGUCAGCUGUGCUUUACAAGCCCCUCAUCACGGUCUCCAACUCCAAGAUUCUACUGGUCCUCCUUUAUCCUCUCAAUUCCUGUGCCAACCCUUUCCUCUACGCAAUCUUUACCAAGGCCUUCCAUGGCGAUGUCAUCAUCCUGCUCAGCAAGUUUGGAUUCUGCAAGCAACAAGCUCAGUACUUCCGUGGCCAGUAUGUGUCUGCUAAGAGCAGCAGUGACUGCCAUGUGAAGCAGCAGAGGAAGAACACAAAACAGGUGUUCAUCUACCUGCAGGAUCGCUCCACCUUUACAUCACAAAGCAACAGUAAGAUGUGUUGAUGGUCCCCACUUUUUUGUUUUAAGUUUUAUUAAAUGCUUUAUCACUUGCAUUGUCUAAUAUGUCCCAAUUAAGCUGGUAAAAAUACAAAAUCUGUAAAACAUAAUGAAACAUUUGUUCCAAGAAAAAGUCACCGGACAAAGCAAUCCAGUUCAAUUUGUCUCCAGAUCUGCUGUAGUUCGAGAUUUCAGUUAAUGCAGCCAAUCAUCUACUAUAGUACCCUCCAAAAGUAUGGGAAUGUUAGAGAGAAAUUAGCUUUUGUUAUGUACUAAAGGCAUUUGGAUUGUAGUUCAAAAGAUGAAAAUGUGACGGAAGUACCUACAAUCACCUUUUAUUUCAUGGCAUUUACAUGCAUAUGUUUUAUUACCAUUUUACACAAACCGCUAUUUUUGUGUGUCCCCCCCAUUUUCAGCUGUGAAAAGUAAGUUAACAGAUGACCGACAGGUGUUAACUGUUGCUCAGGUGUUUGAUUUGGCAUGGAAUGUUCACACAUGAAAGAACAGCGAGUGUCUAGUAUUUAGGCUUUGUGUACUUCUUUGGAGAUUGCAUUUCGAGCCAGAAGGCAUACACCAACAUGAAGACUAACUAUGUCUGAAAAACAACUAAUCUGUAAGCUGAGAGGACAGAAACAUUAAUUUAGAAGGCUAUUCGAGUCUUGAUUUUAGGAUUUGUGUACUUCUGUGGAGUUUAUGUUUCGAGCCAGAAGGCAUACACCAACAUGAGGACUAACUAUGUCUGAAAAACAACUAAUCUGUAAGUUGAGAGGACAGAAGCAUUCGUUUAGAAGGACAGCACCGGAACUGGGUAUAUCAGGUACAGCAGUUUGGAAAGUCUUGAAAAAGAAUGUUGAGAGACGCAGAAUCAGAGUGGUUGCAUGCACUGCAGCAAGCACUGAGCUCUGCUUUUUUGUGUGGUGGUCAGUACUGUACAUGUCAGAGGUAUGAAUAUUGUCUGUCCUCAUACAGUAAAAACAUGUAACACCUACCCAAAAUUGCCUGUUGCACUCAUUUGAUAUGUUUUCAUGAAAAUGUUAAAAAAAAAAAAUCAACAUCUUUGGUAAA